Ascochyta rabiei is the source of this 1200-nucleotide messenger RNA. RefSeq lists its product as uncharacterized. The transcript is spliced from 2 exons. Gene Ontology annotation, molecular function: protein-lysine-acetyltransferase activity. Lineage: Eukaryota; Fungi; Ascomycota; Dothideomycetes; Pleosporales; Didymellaceae. Gene Ontology annotation, cellular component: chromatin; nucleus. The coding region runs from base 1 to 1200 and encodes 399 amino acids. Gene Ontology annotation, biological process: mitotic sister chromatid cohesion. The record is from RefSeq and is a predicted model, not a curated record.
AUGUCUUCCACUUCUACCAAAAAGAUUGUGAGAACGUAUUCGCGACAAUCGAAACGACCGCUUUACGAUGAAGAGCCGCCUACUAAGCGCAGACGCGUCGAAGAUGAAAGAGUCGAAUCUACGACCUUGUCGAAGUCUAUACCAAGAUCGCCCGUAAAGCCCUCGCCACCUACACGAAUAAGUUCUACGCCUCUCAGCUCCAGUCCACAACGCUCGCUCCCCACUUUCUCGGACACGCCGACCCGAUCAUCCCCUCCAUCGUCGCCAGCGCUGAGAAGCUCCCCUCCACCGGACCUGAAGCGGCGACCUGUUUUCUCGUUGUUCAAGCGCAAGCUCAAACACAGCGUUUCUGCGCCAGAGGUCCUUUCGGAACAGAGUGACAAUGCGCAGACUCGGCCAAACCCACCACCAGGAAAGAAGAAGCGCAUGGUGCAGAUGCAGCUGGACCUGGUAGGACAACACCGUAAAGCCUGCAAAACGUGUGGCAUGGAAUACAUACCGUCGAACGCCGAAGACGUGGCCUUGCACCGGAAGUUCCAUGCAAUGAACUUUGGAGGCGUCGAUUGUACAAAGGUCAUGGUUGCGCGCCUGCGACAGAAGCAGAUAUGGAGCGGGGGAGAGGCAAGUUUCAUAGCUGUUGUUGGGCGUCGAGAUGCUCUUGCGCUGCGCAACAAGGCUAGUGAUGUGCUGAAGGUUGUCAAUGCCGAGCUUGCGGCGGUGCCUAUUGCAGACGAGGAGCUCUGGAGUCAGACUUUGCUGUCUCCAAGCGCAGAAUCAUCGACUGCAGACGCCCCAGCACCCGAGAAGUGCGACAGGUUCAAGGCGUACCUCUACAUCCAGGGUCAAAAGUGCGUAGCAGCAUGUCUGGCGGAGAGGAUACAGGAAGCGUAUACCGUAUUGGCGCAAGACAAGGUGUCACAACAACCUACACAGACUGCUGUUGAACUUCAGAGCUCGUCCAUCUCUAUCAGCACAUCAGCAGAGACGGCGCUUCUUGGUAUUUCGAGGAUAUGGGUCUCGGCCCAGUUCCGGAAGCAGGGGCUCGCGCGGCGGCUGCUCGACUGUACGCGGAAUGAUUUCAUGUACGGACUGAAGAUUGAAAAGCGUCUCACUGCUUUCAGUCAGCCAACGGAGAGCGGCGGGAGGCUCGGGCGGAAGUACUUUGGUUGUGAAGCUGGAUGGCAUGUGUACAUGGAUUGA